AUGUACCGCCGCCUGGGAGAGGCGCUGCUGCUGUCCCGGGCCUCGCCGGCCACCCUGGCCUCGGCGGCCGACUCGGCGACAGCGCUGGGCGGGGCCGGCGGGCAGCCCGCGUCAUCCGCACGGCGACUCCACAGCAAGGCGGUGCUGGACUUGGAGGACAACCCCAAGUUCUUCAAGAUGGUAGACGGCUUCUUUGACCGCGGCGCCAGCCUCGUGGAGGACAAGCUGGUGGAGGACCUCAAGACCCGGGAGAGCGAGGAGCAGAAGCGGAAACGGGUGCGGGGCAUCCUGAGAAUUAUCAAGCCCUGCAACCAUGUGCUGCAAGUCUGUUUCCCCAUCCGGCUUGACGAUGGCUCCUGGGAUGUGAUCCAAGGCUACCGGGCCCAGCAUAGUCAGCACUGCACGCCCUGCAAGGGGGGUAUCCGUUACAGCAAAGAUGUGAGUGUAGAUGAAGUAAAAGCUUUGGCUGCUCUGAUGACAUGUAAGUGUGCUGUGGUUGAUGUGCCAUUUGGGGGUGCUAAAGCUGGUGUUAAAAUCAAUCCCAAGGACUACACGGAUAAUGAAUUAGAAAAGAUCACAAGGAGAUUCACCAUAGAACUAGCAAAGAAGGGCUUUAUUGGUCCUGGCGUUGAUGUACCUGCCCCAGACAUGGGCACCAGUGAGCGUGAGAUGUCCUGGAUUGCUGACACCUAUGCCAGCACCAUAGGGCACUUUGAUAUUAAUGCACAUGCCUGUGUUACUGGUAAACCCAUCAGUCAGGGUGGGAUCCAGGGACGCAUCUCUGCUACCGGCCGUGGUGUUUUCCACGGCACUGAAAACUUUCUCAAUGAAGCUUCUUUUAUGAGCAUUUUGGGAAUGACACCAGGGAUUGGAAAUAAAACAUUUGUUCUUCAGGGAUUUGGUAAUGUGGGUCUGCACUCUAUGAGAUAUUUACAUUGUUCUGGUGCUAAAUGUGUUGGUGUUUGUGAAUCUGACGGGAGCAUAUGGAAUCCGGAUGGUAUUGACCCAACGGAACUGGAAGACUUCAGAUGGCAUCAUGGAUCAAUCCUGGGUUUCCCCAAGGCAAAGCCCUAUGAAGGAAACAUUUUGGAAGCAGACUGUGACAUACUGAUCCUUGCUGCCAAUGAGAAGCAGCUGACCAAAUCCAACGCAUCCAGAGUCAAAGCCAAGAUUAUUGCCGAAGGUGCCAAUGGACCCACAACUCCAGAAGCUGAUAAGAUUUUCCUGGAGAGGAACCGUAUGGUUAUUCCCGACCUCUACUUGAAUGCAGGAGGAGUGGUAGUAUCUUACUUUGAGUGGUUGAAGAAUAUAAAUGAUAUCAGCUAUGGCCGAUUGACCUUCAGAUAUGAAAGGGAUUCUAACUACCACUUGCUCAUGUCUGUUCAAGAGAGUUUAGAAAGAAAAUUUGGGAAGCACCGUGGAACUAUUCCUGUUGUGCCCACAGCAGGGUUCCAAGACAGGAUACUGGGUGCAUCUGAGAAAGACAUUGUGCACUCUGGUUUAGCUUACACUAUGGAACAUUCUGCCAGGCAAAUCAUGCACACAGUCAUGAAAUAUAACCUGGGAUUGAACCUGAGAACAGCUGCCUAUGUCAAUGCCAUUGAGAAAAUCUUCAGGGUGUACAAUGAAGCUGGUUUGAUCUUCAGAUAG
Messenger RNA from Choloepus didactylus (southern two-toed sloth), 1650 nucleotides. Its product is annotated as glutamate dehydrogenase 1, mitochondrial-like. The record is from RefSeq and is a predicted model, not a curated record. Gene Ontology annotation, molecular function: L-glutamate dehydrogenase (NAD+) activity. Bases 1 to 1650 code for a protein of 549 amino acids. Gene Ontology annotation, biological process: L-glutamate catabolic process. Gene Ontology annotation, cellular component: mitochondrion. The transcript has a single exon. Lineage: Eukaryota; Metazoa; Chordata; Mammalia; Pilosa; Megalonychidae.